GUUACGCUAGCUGUUAGUCGAGCGCGCGGCCGCGCCAGACGCUAUUGCUGCAGAGAGCAGCCAGAACCGCUUCGGGAGUGCCAAAACUACGUCUUCUUGCAGUCCGCAACGUCACAUCCAUCUCUGCCGCGAGACACAGUCCGAGCCGAGCCCUGCCACUGCCAGUAGUGAAACCAUGCGCCGAGGCACCGACAGCCACCGUACGCCGGUCUCGGAGAAGAAGGCGGCGCCGCAAAAGCGCCGCCUCAAUCUGUCCUGCCUCUUCCCGCUCUACGUCGUCAUCGCGCUGGGCUGGCUCGCGUCCGUGCGCCUCCGACCGGCAAGGCGGGUGCCCACCGGCGACGCGGCUACUCUGGAACGUGCGAGAGCCGCGGGCUGUCUGUCAUCAUUGGAUGAAUUAUCCGAAGCCGAACGCCGCCCCACCAAAAGUCGGAGGCACAUGGUCGAGCCACCUCCGUCGACAAUAGCGCUGGUCUGCUGCCUUACGACGAAGGGGCCCUUGUCCAUAGCUAUAAGGCCGCGCUGGGCGCCGCGCGGCGCGAGACGCUUCUACGACAUGGUGAGAUCAAAUUACUUUUCAGCAAGAGUACCACUCUUCCGCUGCAUCAAGAAUUUUCUGUGCCAAUGGGGCAUCGCGGGUCGCGAGCACACGCCAGAUGAGUUCAGAAAAAGUUUCGCGGACGACCCGUCGUGGCUGCCGUGGGGGCCGAAGUUUUGGAGUGUCGAUGGGGUGGCGAGGUUCGCCGAAGGGUAUCUCGCGUAUGCGGGAGGCGGGAAAAAUUCCCGGGGCAACCAGUUCAUUUUGGGAUUGGUGCCCAACCAACGGUUAUGUGGUGGGAGCCCCUGGGAGGUGCCAUGGGGGGAGCUCGUCGGCGAGAGGUCGUUCGCCACUCUAUCUCAGAUCCACACGGGCUACGGCGACAACGGCCCGACGCAGGGGUAUUUACAUUCGCAUGGCGCGGACGCGGCGCUUGCUUCGAAGUUUCCGCUGCUGGACUACGUGGACAGUUGCGACGUCGUGGAUGAUGAGACUUCCGAGGCGGACUGGGCGCCCUAUCCAGACGGGUUCGUGCAUGCCACGUUCGCGAAGAGCUCGUAAGUUUGUG
This is a messenger RNA of Pelagomonas calceolata, 1106 nucleotides long. Lineage: Eukaryota; Pelagophyceae; Pelagomonadales; Pelagomonadaceae. The record is from the annotation of a GenBank genome assembly.